Molecule: messenger RNA, 3922 nt
Organism: Tachysurus fulvidraco (yellow catfish)
Lineage: Eukaryota; Metazoa; Chordata; Actinopteri; Siluriformes; Bagridae
Gene: ankle1
Product: ankyrin repeat and LEM domain containing 1
Exons: 9
Coding region: 129-2987 (952 amino acids)
Molecular function (GO): endonuclease activity; protein binding
Source: RefSeq, a predicted model, not a curated record
UUUUUUUAAAUAUCACAAUACGGGUGGGGAUUUCAGAUAAACACCGCGAGCUGCUGUCUGAUUUCAUGCAGAAUAUAAAAUAGAUGAAGUGAAAAACAACUGAAGACAAACUGCUUAUUAACGCAGACAUGAACGACAUAAGGCAUCAUUUAGCAUCGCUGUUGCACGUGGCGGUAAAAGAGACUGACGUCAGGACGGUGGAGAGUUUACUUCACAGAGGUGCAGAACCCAACCUGCUGCUCGAUGAAGGUUUGGCUGCGGUGCAUCUGGCUGCAGGGAAGGAAUCAGAAAAAGGGCUCCGAUGCCUUAAAGUCCUGCUGCAGCACGGCGCUGACCCCAACCUCAGGUCUGGUGAGGAUCUGACUCCUUUACACAUAGCAGCUUUAUGGGGCUGUUAUCAGAACCUCAAACUCCUGCUGAAGAACGGAGGAGACCCGAACCUGAGAGACCAGGGUGGGAAUAAGGCUGUGGAUCUGGCAGAACAGGAGGAGAACAGUAAAUGUGCCAGCGUUCUUCAGGAAUACGAGUCUCACACUUCGAGCCCAGAAUAUGAUGAUUUACCCAAAUUCCACUACUCACUGUACUCGGACUCCAUGAGGGACUGCAGCGUGAACCUGUCCCUCAUGAGCGAUCUGGGAGACGAGCCGCUCAGCAGCACUCGCUAUUCCUCCUUUUACAGGAAAUCUGAGGGUAACAGACUGCGAAGGGACAGAGACCCUCACAAAUCUGAUGUCUCUGGUUUAAACGCACGUGACAGCGACAUGUUUAACAGAGUAGAAGCAGUCGGUUCUCUUCCUCCGGUUCUCUCUAGUACCCGACUGUCAGGGACGGACUUAAAGAAGAGUCCUGAAGUGACUCGGCCAGAUCGCUUCCUCAGCCCGAGCCGGAAGAGCGUCACGUUCAGAGACUACGAUGAGUUUUAUCCGGACGUGAAGCACAGCGGCGACGACUCCAGAGACUCGACGGUCGAUUUCUCUCUGUAUCCUGACUUCCUGCGCUCGGACCGCGUGACCACCGUGUUGCAGAACCAGGGGAUCGACGUGACGUCUCCAGACGAAGUGUUCGUCUUCUGCAGAGAACAGAAUCUCACUGAGGAUUUUGAGAAGACCGUAGUGGGAGGGGCGGUCGUAGGGGAGGAGGACGAGGAUGACGACUCUCACGCCGGCGUCAGCAGUACCAGCGGGUCGAGUCGAUACAGCAGCUGUGACAGCGAGCCGUACAAGACCACCAUCGAAGCGCCGUUACCUUCUGAUGACAUCUCAGCGGAUAAAGAUGGGUGGACAAAAGGAAGUAAAGUCUCAGAUAGCGAGAAGAAGAACGAAGUUAACGUGCAGUCUCAAGCCUGUAAGGACGAGAUUACUGAGCUUUCCUUCACUCCGAGUCCGUACGUCACGGGCAGGACGCGCUCCAGACUCAGUCGCUGCUCCCAGAGACACAGCGCCUCGUCUUUUUCUAACUCGUCUCUUUUCGAGCAGACGCUGCCCACGCCCACACGAGUGCGUCGAGACGUCGCUCAGCCGGACAAACCUCGUCUGAGACGUCCUUCUGAAGAAGACCGAGCAGCGGACCUCGAGUCCUACUUGGCAAAUCUGUGUGUUUCGUCCCAACUGCCUGCAAGUCAAGCAUCGACUCUGAUCAUCUCUGGAAGCCUGGCAGAUACCAUCAUUAUCCCGAGGGGUGACACCGACGAGAGCUUAGAACAUGGAUCAUCUUCAUCAUCAUGCUGCCGAGAGGAGGAUGUGUUCACAGAAGACAAGGAGUUUCUAACGUCAGACCUUUCGACUUCAAGCACAAAAAUACACAAAAACACAAAUUCUCAAGAUUCUUCCUCAGAGUCGAGUUCCAGCUUCGGUCAAAUGCUCGAGGUUCCGUCCACCGGCUGCACGCCGAGAUACAGCAUGAGCCGAAUCUGCAAUCGCUCUGAAACCCGGUCGCUCGCAAACCUGUCCUACACCCCCGGAGGACGUCCCCACAUCACCGACACGGACGAACCGGUGGAGUAUUUGUACACUGAUGCCGAGGAGGGACACGAGCUGAUCGAGACGCACGUCCCACCGACGUCCAACACGUCUGUCAGUGAGGAGACCGUCAUCUACGACUGGCGCUCGUUACAGACCGCGGCCAAAAGUCCGGAGAAGGGAAAAGAAAACUGCCGCCCUAACGAAGUGACGGAGAGAGAGCGCAUCUCAGAGACCGAAGGGUUAACGGACCGAGAGCUCAGACGCAAACUCGUGGAACUGGGAGAGGAACCUGGACCCAUCAACAGAGACACACGGCAUGUGUACAUGCGGAAAUUACGAACCCUGCAGAAGAAAGAUGUCCCUGUGAAGUCAGUGCAGGACGAACCAGCAGCAGUCACCGGUUACAGUCCGGAGCUGAAUAAAGUGUUGUGUUUGUUCCACCUGCCCGACUGUAACGCUGAUGAGUUUGCGCUGUGUGAACAGUUUGAUCAGCCGGAUCAGAAUAAACGCUGGCGUGAAGGCCUCAUAAAGUCCAGCUUCAACUACCUGUUACUCGACCCCAGAGUGACGAAGAACCUGCCGUACCGCAGUCAGGCGCUGACGCCGCAUGACUGUUUCCAGACCUUCAUCAGCUCCAUUUUCUACGUGGGUAAAGGCAAACGCUCGCGACCCUACAGCCACCUGUACGAAGCUCUGGAGUACUUCAAAGGAGACAAAUCGUCCAAGAAACUCUGCUCGAAGGUGCAGCACAUCCUGCAGGUGUGGGACUGCGGCCACGGCGUCAUCUCGCUGCACUGCUUCCAGAACGUCAUUCCUGUGGAGGCGUACACACGAGAGGCCUGCAUGGUGGACGCCAUGGGUCUGAAGAUGCUGACCAAUCAGAAGCGAGGGGAUUAUUAUGGGAUGGUCUCCACCUGGCCCGCGAAGCGGCAGCGUGAGCUCGGGGUUCACCUUCUGUACAGAGCCAUGCAGAUCUUCCUGGCCGAGGGAGAGAGACAGCUCCGACCGGCUGAUAUCAGGCGAUGAUGUCACACUCUGUCUGAACCACACCGAGCAUCAGGUCCAUGCAGUUAGGCUCAAAACAACCAGCGCACUUUGUUAAGUCUCCAGCGCACUACAGAGAUCGUAUACCAGCAGGCAUCAAACACUCUACCUAGGGUACAUUAUGUAGGCAUUUACCCCAAGCAGUGCAUCAUGGGAUAUCCUCCUGGGGUACUGGGUUUUAUUUCUGUAUAACUCUCUGAUAUCAGAACAAAACCCUGACUGAGGAAUGAAGGGAGUUUUAUACAGAAAAACACAUCAUCUGGUUUAAAGUGAACAGUCACAUGGGACAAGACCACUGAGAGCUUAUAAAGAGCUCACAUACUGUUUAUAACCAUCAAACUCUUCAUUAUUAUCCACGUCUGAGGUGAAGAAAUGUCUUAAAACUGCUGCUGUUUUUUUUUAAUUACUGAUGAAAUAUUAAUGUUUACGGAGCGAAAAUGAUGACGAUCUGAUGACUGGAAAAAACCUGCAAGCUGCUGAACGAAGAAGCAUUUUAUGAAUUAAUGAAUUUUAAGUUAAUCAUUAGAACGAUUGUUGUGGAAAAACACUUUAACAACUAUGCUUUAAACACACACACACACACACACACACAGUGUUAGGGAGUAUAAAGUGAUAAAGUUCUGGAUCGUAAAUGUAGAAUAAUGUCGUGUGAUUUAGUAUUCUUUUUUUCCCCCUACUCUUAUAAAACGUAUCUGUCACCUAGUUGUGUGUCUGUGUGUAGUAGGAUGUGCAAUUUAAAUAUUUCUGUUGAAUUUUCAUGUGAAUGAAUUCGGCAUUUUUUUUUUUUUUAACGGUGACGUGUGACAAAAGCGAGGAAUCUUAACAUUUCAAACAGUGAAUUAUUUCAUUUCACUCGCCGGGAGCUUUUAAAAACACUUUUACUCUUCUGUAUUAAAAUACAAAGACUCGGGGUUUCA